Molecule: messenger RNA, 4148 nt
Organism: Choloepus didactylus (southern two-toed sloth)
Lineage: Eukaryota; Metazoa; Chordata; Mammalia; Pilosa; Megalonychidae
Gene: PKP2
Product: plakophilin 2
Biological process (GO): desmosome organization; cell-cell junction assembly; heart development
Cellular component (GO): cytoplasm; plasma membrane; adherens junction
Molecular function (GO): protein kinase C binding; intermediate filament binding; alpha-catenin binding
Source: RefSeq, a predicted model, not a curated record
CGCAUUUGGCCCGAGCUUCGCCCCUUCACUCGCGUCUGGGCGCCGAGAUCCCGAGGCCGCGCUUUCCCGGGCCCAGACCACACACCAGCGUGGGAGGCGGGGCCGGGGCGGCGCCGAGGCGGGACCAGAGGGUGGAUCCGGGAUCCAGCCUGCUCUCCCAGAUCCGCGGCGGCUUUUCCCGUAGGUACCGCGGCAGGCGAGCGGAUCGGUCGCCCCUCCGGCCCCAUGGCAGCCCCCGGCUCCCCAGCUGAGUGUGGCUACAUCCGGACCGUGUUAGGUCAGCAGAUUUUGGAGCAACUGGACAGCUCCAGCCUGGCCCUGCCUUCCGAGGCCAAGCUGAAGCUCGCAGGGAGCAGCGGCCUCAGUGGCCAGGCGGCCAAGAGCCUGCGGAUCCAGGAGCAGGUGCAGCAGACCCUGGCCCGGAGGGGCCGGAACUUCACCGGCAGCGGAAAUCUUCAUCGAACUAGUAGUGUUCCUGAGUAUGUCUACAAUCUAACUUGGUUGAACUACAUACACUUGGUUGAAAAUGAUUUUGCUGGAGGGCGUUUCCCUGUUACUAAAACUUAUGACAUGUUAAAGGCAGGCUCUUCGGCCACUUAUGAAAAUCGUUGGGGGAGAGGAACCACACAGUACAGUUCACAGAAAUCGGUGGAAGAAAGGUCCUUGAGGCAGCCUCUGAGGAGACUAGAGAUCUCUCCCGACAGCAGCCCUGAGAGAGUUCACUACACUCACAGCGAUUACCAUUAUAGCCAGAGGAGCCAGGCUGGCCACGCUCUGCAGCGCCAAGAAAGCCGGAGAUCCACGCUCCUUGUGCCUCCGCGAUACGCUCGGUCAGAAAUCGUUGGUUUCAGCCAUGCCAGUGCCGUGAACAGGCAGCGCCACUAUGACACUUUCCGUAGACAGUACCAGUACGGGGCUGUGAAUGACUCUGUUGUGGACGGGGUCGCCGUCAACCCAGUAGUGCUCACGUACCCCAGGCCUGCGACCAGUCACAGCAUGGGCAACCUCUUGGAGAAAGAGAACUACCUGACUUCAGGGCCUGUCGCCGGGCAAGUCAGGCCCCUGGUGCCCCUGCAGCCUGUCACCCAGAACCGGGCUCUUAGGUCCUCCUGGCACCAGAGCUCCUUCCACAGCAGCCGCACCAUGAGGGAAACAGGCCCCGGCAUGGCUGUGGAUGCCAGCGGGAGGAGGACGCACCUCACCGCGGGUCAGGUGGCAGCAGGAGGGAGCGGGAACUUGCUUACUGAGCGAAGCACUUUCACCGACUCCCAGCUUGGGAAUGCAGACAUGGAGAUGACUCUGGAGCGAGCAGUGAGCAUGCUCGAUGCAAACCACACACCACCAUCCAGGAUUUCUGCUGCAGCUACUUUCAUACAGCAUGAGUGCUUCCAGAAAUCUGAAGCGCGGAAAAGAGUUCAUCAGUUACACGGCAUCCCCAAGCUUCUGCAGCUUCUGAAAGUUCAGAAUGAAGAUGUUCAACGCUCUGUGUGUGGGGCCUUGAGAAACUUGGUAUUUGAAGACAAUGACAACAAGUUGGAGGUAGCUGAACUAAACGGGGUACCUCGGCUGCUCCAGGUGCUGAAGCAAACCAGAGACCUGGAGACCAAAAAGCAAAUAACAGGUUUGCUGUGGAAUUUGUCCUCUAAUGACAAACUCAAGAACCUCAUGAUAACAGAAGCGUUGCUUACCCUGACUGAAAGUAUCAUCAUCCCCUUCUCGGGGUGGCCAGAAGGAGACUACCCCAAACCAAAUGGUUUGCUUGAUUUUGAUAUAUUCUACAAUGUCACAGGAUGCCUAAGGAACAUGAGUUCUGCUGGCUCUGAUGGGAGGAAAGUAAUGAGAAGGUGUGAUGGACUGAUUGACUCACUGGUCCACUAUGUCAGAGGAACCAUCGCCGAUUACCAGCCUGAUGACAAGGCCACAGAGAACUGUGUGUGCGUUCUUCAUAACCUCUCCUACCAGCUGGAGGCAGAGCUCCCGGAAAAAUACUCUCAAAAUAUCUAUAUUCAAAACCGGAAUAUCCAGAUUGAAAACAACAAAAGUAUUGGGUGUUUUGGCAGUCGAAGCAGGAAAGUGAAAGAGCAAUACCAGGACGUGCCAAUGCCAGAGGAAAAGAGCAAUCCCAAGGGUAUGGAGUGGCUGUGGCACUCCAUCGUGAUAAGGAUGUAUUUGUCCUUGAUCGCCAAGAGUGUCCGAAACUACACCCAGGAGGCAUCUUUAGGUGCUCUCCAGAAUCUCACGGCAGGAAGUGGACCAAUGCCAUCUUCGGUAGCUCAGACAGUCGUCCACAAGGAAAACGGCCUUCAGCACGCCCGAAAGAUGCUGCAUGUUGGUGAUCCAAGUGUGAAAAAGACGGCUGUCUCCCUGCUGAGGAAUUUGUCUCGGAAUCUUUCAUUGCAGAAUGAAAUUGCCAAAGAAAUCCUACCUGACUUGGUUUCCAUAAUUCCUGACGCGGUCCCAAGUACCGACCUUCUCAUCGAGACUACAGCAUCUGCCUGUUACACACUGAACAAUCUAAUCCAAAAUAGUUACCAGAAUGCACGAGACCUUCUAAACACCGGUGUCCUCCAGAAAAUUAUGACCAUCAGUGCGGGUGAUGUCUAUGCUCCUAAUAAAGCAAGUAAAGCUGCUUCUGUCCUCCUGUAUUCUCUGUGGACACACACUGAGCUCCAUAAUGCCUAUAAGAAGGCUCAAUUUAAGAAGACAGAUUUUGUCAACAGCAGGACUGCCAAAGCCUACCACUCCCUUAAAGACUAAGGAAAAUGAAAAAGUACUCUCAGAAACAUCAGCCUCACCGUUCUCAGCUACAAAAAGCCCCAAAGGAAAACACCUAUUUUUCUACUGCCCAGCCCAAGAAACCUCAAAAGGCAUGUGCUGUUUCUAUCCUUUUCUAUUUCCAUGGUCCCCAGAAUUCAGAAAACAAAUAACAAUAAUAUAAUUUUAUUAGUCUUCCAGAAGACAUUUGCAAGUUUGCCACGAGUAAAUACUGGUAACAAGUUCUAUUUUACCCUCUACAAAUGGUGGUAUUUGUUAUAGGGCUAAUGUUGCAUGGCCUCCUGGAACCAAAAUGUGAAUUCAUGUGGAAUGGACUUUAACAGAAUAAAUAAGGAAAGGAGCUGUGUGCUCCUGAGAUUUUAGAAGUUUGAUUUACAUUUAUUUUCCUUUUCUGGUUUUGGUGUUUUGCCUAUCAUAAGCACAGAGCGCCACCAUUUACCCACCAGAGUAUUUUUCUGCAGUAUGGAAACAGAAUGGAAGUGACAAAAACAUUUGCAGAGUUAUCCAGGAGAAAAUUUAAUGUCAAAUUUGCUUGUUUGUUUGUUUAGUUUUGCGUGUUCUUAUCCUCUUGGAUUUUUUUUUCCUCGGAUUUUAAAUGAAAUUAAUAAAUUUAAAUCACAGAGCAUGCAUGCCGUUAAGAAAAAGAAAUUGAGAUGAAGUGAUCAUAACAAACUUGAAAAUCUUUUCCACAGAGAGAGGCAGCCACGGUUAUGAAAUUCAGUGUUCCCCCGACUACUGAGUAAAUGGGUUUUUUGCUCAAGGGAAUAUUCUUCCAAAAUAAUACCAUAAAUGCAAAUCACUUCUAAAUGAUGGCAUCAGUGUAAUCUACUUCCUGAGCAUUUUCAGCCACUGCAGUGGGGUGGUAGAAAAAUGGACUCUACUUUUGAAGAGGAACCAAGGUCCUCUCAAGACUGCUGGGCCAGCCCAGAGCACUAAAAACAGCUCAUUUUAAUGAGUUACAUUAUCAACCAGCCCUCCUUUGUCCAACAUGCAAAAAAUAACACAGAGCUACCAACCCUCAUGUGAGCUUCCCCAAGCAAUUGUAGUAAGUCAAGAAAAUUAUAGAGAAGAAAAAUGAAGAAAAGAAACUUGUUGAGGAAGGAUGCGUCUUAGGCCGUCCAGAAAUGAUAUAAAGAGUACUGAUGUUUAGAAGGUGACAACAUCAUCUUUUGAAGCAAAUCUAUAUUGUGUUAUUUUCACUAAUCUGUUGUUAAAACUACUUGUUAAUGAUUAGUUUUCUCAACUAAAAUUUUGUUGUAAUUUGCCUUUUCAGGAAAAAACAAAAUCUGAGGAUGUUUGUCAUAAUAAAUCCUUUAGCCCCUUUUGGCCAAAAAAGAGUGGAAUAAAAAAUAAAAUCCCAUUUUCAAAUUGAA